This is a messenger RNA of Monoraphidium neglectum, 2067 nucleotides long. RefSeq names its product cell division protease FtsH. Bases 1 to 2067 code for a protein of 688 amino acids. Lineage: Eukaryota; Viridiplantae; Chlorophyta; Chlorophyceae; Sphaeropleales; Selenastraceae. Gene Ontology annotation, biological process: proteolysis. The record is from RefSeq and is a predicted model, not a curated record. Gene Ontology annotation, cellular component: membrane; chloroplast thylakoid. Gene Ontology annotation, molecular function: ATP hydrolysis activity; zinc ion binding; ATP binding. The transcript has 13 exons.
AUGCAGGCCCUCCAGCAGCGCGCCGUGGCCCCGGCCAGGCUUUCCGCAAGGCCUAUUCCCGUUGGCCUGGCUCGCCCCCGCAGCGUGGUGGUCCGCGCUCAGCAGCAGCAGGACGUGAAGCCCGAUGGCGAGCGCCGCCAGUUCCUUACCAGCGUGCUGACUGCCGCUGCCGCCCUGGUGCCCGCGGCUGCGGCGCGCGCUGCGGACGAUGCUGCUGGUGUUGCGUCGUCGCGCAUGUCUUACUCGCGGUUCCUGGAGUACCUGGACAUGGGCCGCGUGAAGAAGGUCGACCUGUACGAGAACGGCACCAUCGCCAUCGUGGAGGCCGUGUCCCCCGAGCUCGGCAACCGCGUGCAGCGCGUGCGCGUGCAGCUGCCCGGCACCAGCGCCGAGCUGCUCAACAAGUUCCGCGAGAAGAAGAUCGACUUCGCGGCGCACUCCAACACCGAGGACGGCGGCGCCGUGUUCCUCAACCUGCUGGGCAACCUGGCCUUCCCCCUGCUGCUGGUGGGUGGCCUGUUCCUGCUGUCCCGCCGCUCCGGCGGCGGCGGCAUGGGCGGCCCCGGCGGCAACAACCCCAUGGCGUUCGGCAAGUCCAAGGCGCGCUUCCAGAUGGAGCCCAACACCGGCGUCACGUUCACCGAUGUGGCGGGCGUGGACGAGGCCAAGCAGGACUUCAUGGAGAUUGUGGAGUUCCUGAAGCGCCCCGAGCGCUUCACCGCGGUCGGCGCGCGCAUCCCCAAGGGCUGCCUGCUGGUCGGCCCCCCCGGCACGGGUAAGACCCUGCUCGCCAAGGCCAUCGCCGGCGAGGCCGGCGUGCCCUUCUUCUCCAUCUCCGGCUCCGAGUUUGUGGAGAUGUUUGUGGGUGUGGGUGCGUCGCGCGUGAGGGACCUCUUCAAGAAGGCCAAGGAGAACGCCCCCUGCCUGGUGUUCGUGGACGAGAUCGACGCCGUCGGCCGCUCCCGCGGCACCGGCAUCGGCGGCGGCAACGACGAGCGCGAGCAGACGCUCAACCAGCUGCUGACCGAGAUGGACGGCUUCGAGGGCAACACCGGCAUCAUCGUGAUCGCCGCCACCAACCGCGCGGACAUCCUGGACCCCGCCCUGCUGCGCCCCGGGCGCUUUGACAGGCAGGUGACCGUGGACGUGCCCGACCAGAAGGGCCGCCUGGAGAUCCUCAAGGUGCACGCGCGCAACAAGAAGCUGGACGGCGAGGUGGAGCUGCAGGAGGUCGCCAUGCGCACCCCCGGCUUCGCGGGUGCCGACCUGGCCAACCUGCUGAACGAGGCCGCCAUCCUGGCCGGCCGCCGCGGCCUGACCGGCAUCCGCAACCAGGAGAUCGACGACGCCGUGGACCGCAUCGUCGCCGGCAUGGAGGGCAAGCCGCUGACCGACGGCAAGGCCAAGCAGCUGGUGGCCUACCACGAGGUCGGCCACGCCAUCUGCGGCACGCUGACGCCCGGCCACGACCCCGUGCAGAAGGUGACCCUGAUCCCCCGCGGCCAGGCGCGCGGUCUCACUUGGUUCGUGCCCGGCGAGGACCCCACCCUCAUCAGCAAGCACCAGAUCUUUGCGCGCAUUGUCGGUGCUCUGGGCGGCCGCGCGGCCGAGGAGGUCAUCUUCGGAGAGGCUGAGGUGACGUCCGGCGCCAGCGGCGACCUGCAGCAGGUGACCAGCAUGGCCCGCCAGAUGGUCAUCAACUACGGCAUGAGCGACAUCGGGCCCUGGAGCCUGAUGGACCCCAGCGCCCAGGGCGGCGACGUCGUCAUGCGCAUGAUGUCGCGCAACAGCAUGAGCGAGAACCUGCAGCGGCGCAUCGACGAGGCGGUCAAGCAGCUGUCGGAGCAGGCGUACGAGGUGGCGCUGUCCCAGAUCCGCGAGAACCGCGAGGCGAUCGACAAGAUCGUGGAGGUGCUCAUGGAGAAGGAGACCAUUGGCGGCAACGACUUCCGCGCCAUGCUGUCGGAGUACACCACCAUCCCCGAGGAGAACCUUAAGGCGGUUGCCGAGGAGGCCACGCCUGCCCUGGCGUCGGCCUUCGAGGCUCUUGACUCUGAGCAGUUGUAA